Varanus komodoensis (Komodo dragon) is the source of this 1697-nucleotide messenger RNA. It is a transcript of the gene IL11RA, whose product is annotated as interleukin 11 receptor subunit alpha. Gene Ontology annotation, biological process: cytokine-mediated signaling pathway. Gene Ontology annotation, molecular function: protein binding; cytokine receptor activity. Gene Ontology annotation, cellular component: membrane; external side of plasma membrane. The transcript has 14 exons. The record is from RefSeq and is a predicted model, not a curated record. NCBI's taxonomy places the organism in Eukaryota, Metazoa, Chordata, Lepidosauria, Squamata, Varanidae. The coding region runs from base 204 to 1448 and encodes 414 amino acids.
GGCCAGGCGAGGCGGCGGAGGCGGCGAGCGCGGGACCGGGACGCGCCGCCCGCGCGCUCGGGCUGCCGCGGCAGCUCCCGCCCCGGAGCCCGCGGAGGAGAGUUUUGUGAUCGGGCCGCCUGCGAGGCCAUGGGGAGCCCCAGCGGCGGCGGCGGCGGCAGCAGCGGCAGCGGCGGCGGCGGCGGCAGCGGCAGGACGUGAAGAUGCUGAGCCUCGCCUCCCGUGCCGGCAGAGCUGUGCUCCUCUUGGCGGCUGUCCUGCUCAGCUCCGCCAUCACCAUGUCAGGAGGAUGGGGCGAAGAAGGGGUGACGUACGGCCAGCUGGGAAAAGACGUGGCGCUGGAGUGUGCCGGAGCGAGCCCCGGCUCCUCCGUGGAAUGGCGAUGGAACGGCGCCCCGGUGCUCCCGGCAGACGCCGAGGCCCAGCGAGACCAGCUGCUGCUGCCCCGUGCUGAGCUCUCCGCCGAGGGCACCUACAGCUGCCACGACGCCAGCGGGCGCCUGCUCAGCUCCGUGGCCCUCCGGCUUGGCCGUGUCCCAGGGCUGCCGUCCGUCUCUUGCCGAGCAUCCAACUACGAAAACUUCUCCUGCUUCUGGGCCCCCAGCCUGGAGACGCGUCUCCCCACCAAGUACAUCACCACCUACAGGAAGAAGCAGCUGCCUGGAAGCGAGCAGCGAAGGUCCCCCUCCAGCGACGUGGGGCUCUGCGUUCAGGAUCCGGCCCACCCCCUCUCCUGCACGGUCAGCAAGUCCCAGUUCUGGACCUCGUACCGCAUGAACGUGACAGAGGUGAACCCGCUGGGCUCCAGCUUCCGGCUGCUCGACGUCACCGUGCAGGCCAUCAUCAAGCCGGACCCGCCAGAGGGCUUGCGGGUGGAGCCCGUGCCGCUGGCCCCCCGGCGGCUGCGGGUCAGCUGGGACUACCCCUCCACGUGGCCGAAGGAGCCGCACUUCCAGCUCAAGUUCCGGCUGCAGUACCGGCCCGCCGUGGGCAGCUCGUGGUCUGUGGUGGAGACGGCCAACGUGUCCGAGGUGAUCACGGACGCCUUCAUGGGCGUGGAGCACGUGGUCCAGGUCAGCGCAAAGGACUUCCUGGACGCCGGGAGCUGGAGCGAGUGGAGCGCGGAGGCGUGGGGCAUGCCUGCUCCGGGACAGACGGUGGCGCCCAGUGACAUGGCCACUGCCGUGCCGGAGCCAGAAGGCCCGGCUGAGGACCCCUCCCUGGCCCCCGAGAACGAGCCCGUGGCAGGGCAAAGCGACCCCUCGGAGAAGGUGGCGGUGCUGGUGUCGCUCGGCGUGUUUGCGUUCUUCGUCCUGGCCGUGAUCCUGGCCUUCGCCUUUCUGAUGUGGAUCCGGGUGAAGAAGCACAGCAAGGAGGCCACGAAAAACCGGGACCUGCUCGCAGCUGCCAUCCACAUUAAGGCCUUGCCCAAAGCCCAGGUCUUGUAGAGAGGUCCCGUCCCACUCUGGCAGGGCGCCCCCCGGAGGAGGUGCGCCCCCCACUGACCUUGCCAGCCGCCGCCGCCUGCAAACUCAUUGAAGGACACUCCGAGGGCACCCGCACCCCCAGCCCCUCCCCAGAAGGGCUCUCUUGAGGAAGUCGCUCGCCAACAGGGACCGUUUGGGGAGGCGCGUGGCCCCGGGCCCCGUACGGACUGACCCCUGCACUGGGGCUCUUCCACGCCCGGACUGAAGGCC